AUAAUUUGCCCUAUGUGGUCCUAUUCUGCCCUUUUAGGGUAACUAUCAUACUGUAUUAUGAAUUAGAUGGACAUUUUGUGAACUGGAGCUAAUAUGAGUCAUAAAAAUAUAGAAGUUUCAUCCUUUUCAUUAGUUUUGAGCAGUUAGGAUUUUUAAGUUGAUUGGGUUGUUAAGGAAACUGGAAAUAAAAUAAAAACGAGGAAGCACUUUGACCUUUUACAAGUGAUAAGGAACAUCAAUAAGCAGCAAUGAUGUGAUAAAAUUUGUCAAACUUAACAACAAGCCAUCUGAAACUCAGCCAAUUUUACUCAUCAGAAAUAAAAGAUAAGAUUGAUUUUAAAAUGCUCAUUAAUAAUAUAUUUUUAUACUCGAGAGUUAUUUUGAGGAGGGCUACAUUGUUUAAAACUGUAUUUCCUAGAAAUAUGUCAACUUCCGAAGAAGAUGUUUUGUUUAAUGUGAAAAACAAUAAGGGCAUAAUUAUCUUAAACAGACCUAAAGCUUUAAAUGCCUUAAACUUAUCCAUGGUUGAAAAAAUUCAUCCUAAAUUAUUAGAAUGGGAGAAAGAUAAAGAUUUCGUAUUAAUUAAAGGUAUGGGUGAUAAAGCAUUUUGUUCAGGGGGUGAUGUACGUGCAGUUAUUGUUGCGGGGCUAAAGGGAGACAAACUCGGACAUACCUUUUUCCGAAAGGAAUAUACUUUGAAUGGUUUAAUUGGUUCUUACAAAAUUCCAUAUAUUGCUCUCAUUGAUGGUAUUGUAAUGGGCGGUGGAGUGGGUUUAUCAAUUCAUGGGAAAUACAGGGUUGCAACAGAAAGGACUAUCUUUGCCAUGCCUGAGACUAUGAUAGGAUUUUUUUCUGAUGUUGGGGGUUCUUACUUCUUACCAAGAAUGAAAGGAAAAUUGGGAUGGUACUUGGCUAUAACAGGGCAUCGUCUGAAAGGUUCUGAUGUCUUAAAAGCUGGAAUUGCAACUCAUUAUUGUGAAAGUACAAAAUUAACAGAUCUUGAGAAUGAUCUUUUAUCAAAUGGUUCUGAUGAGAAAAAAGUGGAGAACAUACUCAGCAAAUUUUCCACCGAUGAGAAAAAACUGCCUGAAUUUUCAUUAAAUCCUUUUAUGGACAAAAUUAAUCACUGUUUUGGAGCACCUUCUGUAGAAGAAGUUAUUAAAAGGCUUCAAGCAGAUGGUUCAGACUGGGCAAAACAAACACUUAAAGUUUUGUCAGAAGUUUCUCCAACAAGUGUUAAGGUAAUAUUUAAAAUAUUAGAAUUGGGUGCCACAAAGGAUUUAAAAGACUGUUUGGAAAUGGAAUAUCAAGUAGCAAGUGGUUGUUUAGCAAACCACGACUUUUAUGAAGGUGUGAGAGCACUGUUAAUUGACAAAGAUAAAAAUCCUAAAUGGAAACCAAAAACUUAUGAAGAAGUUACACAAGAAAUUGUAGAAAAGCAUUUUAGUUCCUCAACAAAUCAUGAAGGACCGAGAAACAAACUGUGAUAAAUGAACAAAUGAGCAAUUCAUUUUUGUAAGGUGUAGUGAUAUGCUUUAUACAUAUUUUACAAAUAUUCUUCUGAGGUGAAAGAAAACGGUUGUAUUAUUAUAUUGUUAUUAUUUAGUAUACCUGGAAAGAAAUUA
Messenger RNA from Agrilus planipennis (emerald ash borer), 1625 nucleotides. Its product is annotated as 3-hydroxyisobutyryl-CoA hydrolase, mitochondrial-like. Bases 342 to 1487 code for a protein of 381 amino acids. The transcript is spliced from 4 exons. Lineage: Eukaryota; Metazoa; Arthropoda; Insecta; Coleoptera; Buprestidae. Gene Ontology annotation, molecular function: 3-hydroxyisobutyryl-CoA hydrolase activity. Gene Ontology annotation, cellular component: mitochondrion. The record is from RefSeq and is a predicted model, not a curated record. Gene Ontology annotation, biological process: L-valine catabolic process.